Molecule: messenger RNA, 651 nt
Organism: Cottoperca gobio
Lineage: Eukaryota; Metazoa; Chordata; Actinopteri; Perciformes; Bovichtidae
Gene: atp5pd
Product: ATP synthase peripheral stalk subunit d
Exons: 6
Coding region: 115-600 (161 amino acids)
Biological process (GO): proton motive force-driven ATP synthesis
Molecular function (GO): proton transmembrane transporter activity
Source: RefSeq, a predicted model, not a curated record
UGUCCGUCCAGCAGAGGGCGGUGGCGGCCUCGCUGCUGCUGCCGGUGGUGAUGAAGAACAAUCACUUCCGCUGCCCCAUUCCGUCACUACACUUUGUACAGCGAGACAGUCAGAAUGGCAGGCCGUCGUGUAGCCCUGAAAGCAAUUGACUGGGUGGCGUUUGCUGAGCGGGUUCCACCCAACCAGAGGGGCAUGUUCAACGCACUGAAGACUCGCAGUGAUGCCAUCACUGCCAAACUGAACUCCCUGCCACAGACUGCUGCAGUCAUCGACUGGAAUCUCUACAGGACCACAGUGGCCAAAGCCGGGAUGGUUGAUGAGUUUGAGAAGAAGUUCAAAGCCCUGCAGAUUCCUGAGCCUGUUGACACACAGACCAGUGUCGUCAAUGCACAGGAGGCCGAAACUAGUAAAGAUGCGUUAACCUACGUUGAAGCAUCUAUGGCCCGCAUCGCUCAGUAUGAGAAAGAGCUGGAUAAGCUUAACAACAUGCUCCCCUUCGACCAGAUGACCACCGAGGACCUCAACGAAGUCUUUCCCAAUACCAAGUUGGACAUGGCUAAAUACCCCUACUGGCCCCACCAGCCCAUUGCCAACCUGUAGUCCUAUUAUUGGCCACUCACCUCAAAAUAAAGUUAAUGUAUUUUAAAGAGA